Messenger RNA from Rhododendron vialii, 417 nucleotides. RefSeq names its product xyloglucan endotransglucosylase/hydrolase protein 3-like. Bases 1 to 417 code for a protein of 138 amino acids. Gene Ontology annotation, molecular function: hydrolase activity, hydrolyzing O-glycosyl compounds. Lineage: Eukaryota; Viridiplantae; Streptophyta; Magnoliopsida; Ericales; Ericaceae. The transcript is spliced from 3 exons. Gene Ontology annotation, biological process: carbohydrate metabolic process. The record is from RefSeq and is a predicted model, not a curated record.
AUGGCGUUGAUAUCGCAUCAGAUUGAUAGCGAAGGCGGGCAUGACGAGCUUGACUUUGAGUUUUUGGAUACCAAUGGAACGUUGCAGACAAAUGUGUUCGCCGGUGACAAAGGGGGCAGAGAGGAAUUGGUGGAUCUCGGCUUUGAUCCUUCAAAGGAUUUCCACACUUACCUUAUUCUCUGGACAUCACAAAAAGUGGAGUUUCAGGUGGACGGCCGCCCGGUUAGAGUAUUCUCGAACAAGGGAAGAAAAGACUUCUUUUCGAAGCCCAUGAUGGUAGAGGCAAGCAUAUGGAAUGGAACUUGGGCUGGAGAAGUGGAUUGGACCAAAGCUCCUUUCAUAGGCCAAUACCAAAGUUUCUCCAUUGAUGGCCACAAAACUAACAACAGUACUCUUCCAUGUGAUUCCUUACCCUGA